AUAUUUCCCGGGAAAAUUAUCCCCUUUUGUCUGUUAUAAAGGCUUGCCAGUCUUCUCCGAAAUUUUUUAUGGCCUCCAACAUAUUUAGACAAACUAAUCGGCCGGUGGACGGAUUGGCUAGUUUUCUUGUCUCCGGCGAUUUCUCAUUUGCGGAUCGGGCGUCGUUAUCCUCCCCUAGGUUAUCGAGCCUCAAGUCCCUCUCGCCUCGCCCCACCUACCCCUUGUGGGAAAGAGAGUCAAUUACCCUUUUUUUCUUCUCUAAAACUCGCGUAAUCCAUUCGCUUCAUAGGAUGCCCGUCGAUGAAUCGGUCGCCGGGCCGGCGGAGUUCAGAUCCGCCUCUCCUGGAUCCUAUGGGUCGGUCGUGCUCGGUGGGACCUUCGACCGCCUCCACGAUGGCCACCGCCGCCUUCUCAAGGCUUCGGCAGAGUUGGCGAGAGAUCGCAUCGUGGUCGGGGUCUGUGCAGGUCCGAUGUUGGCCAAGAAAGAGCUAGCUCAUCUGAUCGAACCAGUUGACACGAGGAUGAAGGCUGUCGAGGAUUACAUCAAGACUAUUAAACCAGAAUUGGUAGUGCAAGUGGAACCUAUUGUGGAUCCAUAUGGCCCAUCUAUUGUGGAUGACAAGUUGGAUGCUAUUAUUGUCAGCAAGGAGACUUUGGGUGGUGGGCUCUCUGUGAACAGGAAGAGAGCUGAGAAAGGUCUACCACAGUUAAAGGUUGAAGUUGUUGAUCUCGUAUCUGGAGGAACAGGUGGGGAGAAGCUAAGUUCAUCCGCACUAAGGAGGCUUGAGGCCAAUAGAUUAAAGCAACAGGAAGUGCCAGCAGCGAGGCAUGAAUGCAGUCAGGAAGGAAAAGAUUGGAAGCCAGCUUCAUUCACGUGAUGGUCCGACAAGCUUUCCACAUUUAAGGUGGCUAACAAAACCCAGUUGUGGCACCAGCACCAAUUUAAUUUUUUGUGUAUCUUGUCAACCUAUGAGCCAGAAUUGUCCUUUCCUGAUACAGGCUAGAGCUGUUUGUACUUGGACUUUCUGUGUGUCAAUUGAGUCUCUGCUUUGAUUUUGUCUUCUUCGAAUAAUGCAAUCGACACUCCUACUUGCUAGGGACAUGGCAGAUGUUUCUUGGGUUGGAAAUGUGAAGUAUGAGAGGGAGGUAAUUGAAUGUGUCUUAGCUUCUGGGGUCACCGAUCGGAUGAAUGUAUCUCCACUAAAAUUUAUUUGCUGAUUUCUUUUCUUGAAUUAGAUCAUUUUUGUUUCUCUUCUGA
This is a messenger RNA of Elaeis guineensis (African oil palm), 1258 nucleotides long. RefSeq names its product phosphopantetheine adenylyltransferase 1. Gene Ontology annotation, molecular function: pantetheine-phosphate adenylyltransferase activity; dephospho-CoA kinase activity. The record is from RefSeq and is a predicted model, not a curated record. Gene Ontology annotation, biological process: coenzyme A biosynthetic process. NCBI's taxonomy places the organism in Eukaryota, Viridiplantae, Streptophyta, Magnoliopsida, Arecales, Arecaceae.